UUGGCUUUUUGUGCCCUCACCUGUGCUGUUUUGAACAUUAUAAACUGGACAAAAAGGGCACAAUGACUUACUUGAAACAUGCUUUGAUAAAGUCCUUUGAAAAGUCAUUCAUUUUUCUUCCAUACCAUGAAGGGUAUCAUUGGAUUCUGCUUGUCAUUUGCCCUAUGGUCGAUAAGGGAUAUGUUUUUGAUUCCAUGUCGAGUUCUUCUAGCAUUAGUAUUCAAAGAGACUUAACCACAAUGUACAGGGUUGCAUCCGCACAAAAAGGUAGCGGUAAGCCAAUUAAAUGGAAUAGUGUGAAGGUUGCACAACAAACCGGAAGUACUGAAUGUGGAUAUUAUGUCAUGAGAUUCAUGUGGGAAAUAAUAUCAUACUCUGAAAAUCAUGAUAUUGGAAAGUUAUGAAUAAAUUGUAUGGCGUUCAAGAAGUGAACCAUACACAUUAGAAGAGUUCAAUGAUAUCAGAAAUGUAUGGUCAAGAUACUUUCUUGAUGUUGUAUUGUAAAGUUGAGAAAAAACUACUUAGCCAAACA
Cuscuta epithymum is the source of this 532-nucleotide messenger RNA. The record is from the annotation of a GenBank genome assembly. NCBI's taxonomy places the organism in Eukaryota, Viridiplantae, Streptophyta, Magnoliopsida, Solanales, Convolvulaceae.